AUGCCUCCUAAAGGUUCCUUAGUGGUUCCUCACGGUUCCUACGAACCAUCAGGGACCGCUUUCCCCCCUUGCAUUCUAUUCUUUCAUCUUCUUGGUCCGUUCGUUGCCAAUCUUUUUUCGGCUUUGUUUAUUAUUUUAGGAGCUGCGCGACAACGGUCAAAAGCACAAUCGAAUCGAAGUAUGAAAAUGCAUAUUCGUGAACAAAUUAGUGAACAUAGACAAUUGCUUAUUAGUCCGAUAGUUUUACUUCUCCUGUCCAUACCUCGUUUAGUCAUUUCAUUACUACCAGGAUGUGUCAAUGCGUCAGAAAAAUUAUGGUUGUAUCUUGGGGCUUAUUUCAUAUCGUUCGUGCCAUCGAUACUUAUCUUUGUGAUCUUUGUUGUUCCAUCUGAGUUAUAUAUGAAAACAUUCAAGGAAUCUAUUACAAAAUGGCGACGAUAA
Messenger RNA from Adineta ricciae, 441 nucleotides. The record is from the annotation of a GenBank genome assembly. NCBI's taxonomy places the organism in Eukaryota, Metazoa, Rotifera, Eurotatoria, Adinetida, Adinetidae.